AUGUCAUCAAAGUCGGGCGCCGCCACGCCUUCAUCCGAGAUGGGCACCUCUGACCCCAUCGCCAUCGUGGGAAUGGCCGUGAGGCUUCCCGGUGGCGUGAAGAACACGGAAGACUUCUGGAACCUGAUGAUGAAUAAGCAAAGCGGUCUGAUCCCCAUCCCUAAAGAGAGAUGGAAUAGCGAAGGCUUCUACAGUCCCGUUGCAAAGUGGGGAACGGUUCAGAACAAGGAGGCAUACAUGUUCACCCAAGCCGAUAAUGACCUUACCAAAUUUGACGCCUCUUACUUCACAUGUGGUGAGAAGGAAAUCGAGCGCAUGGACCCCAUGCAAAGGCAAUUGCUGGAGAUUGCGCGAGAAUGUCUUGACAAUGCCGGCGAGGUCAGCUGGCGCGGCCAAGAGAUCGGCUGUUAUGUUGGCAACUUCUCGUCAGAUUGGCAAGAUGACUUGUCAAUGGACCCGCACGCUUCUGGACUAUACCGAGGAUCUGGCUACCUCGACUUCUUACAGCCUAACCGUGUAUCAUAUGAGUACGGCUGGACUGGCCCGAGUAUGCUUGUCAAGACUGGAUGCUCUUCAUCCAUGGUUGCUUUACACCUGGCUGCUGAAGCUGUUCAAAAUGGUACAUGCAAGUCGGCAAUGGCUCUGGGAUGCAACCUCAUCACAUCAGUCAUCACAUCCAUUGUCUUCACAGAAACCGGUGUCUUGUCUCCAAGCGGCAAAUGUAAAACCUUUGAUCUGCUUGCCGAUGGUUACGGCCGCGGUGAAGCUGUCAACGCUGUCUAUGUCAAGAGAUUAAGCGAUGCUCUCAGAGACGGUAACCCAGUCAGAGCCAUUCUUCGAGCAAGCGGCACCAACAACGAUGGUCGGUCUAACGGCAUCAUGAGUCCAAACACUUACUUGCAGGAGGCCUUGAUUCGAAAGACCUACGAGAAGGCUGGUCUUCCGUUCAAUAAGACGGCCUUCUUCGAGUGCCAUGGCACUGGUACUCCGACUGGCGAUCCACUUGAGGUGGCGGCAGUUGCUCGAAUCUGGAAGGAUCAUGAUGGCGUGAUGAUUGGCGCUGUUAAACCUAACGUCGGUCACUCAGAAGGUGCGGCAGGCCUGACAAGUGUCAUUAAGGCAGUCCUCGCAUUAGAAAAUCGAGUUAUUCCGCCGAACAUCUACAUGGAAAACCCCAAUCCAAGGAUUCCAUGGGAUGAGGCCAAGCUUUCGGUCCCGACGGAGCCAACUUUCUGGCCUGCAGACAGAGAUGAGCGCAUCAGUGUCAAUUCCUUUGGUGUGGCUGGCUCCAAUGCUCAUGUCAUUCUUGAGUCUUAUGAUGGUUGGCAAAAGCUGCAAGAUGAUGCUAGCUCUAUCAGCUCAGACUCAGGCGUCAGCGUUCGCUCUCCUGGACAGCGACUCUUGUUGUUCUCCGCUGCGCACUUGACUUCUCUCGAAAAGCAAGUGGACCAACACAAGCAGUACAUUGAGACUAAGAGCGCUGAUCUUGAUGAUCUUGCUUACACUCUGGGUCAUCAUCGCGAUCACCUCAGCUGCAGAGCCUAUGCUAUUGCCAACGAGGAGGGUGUCUUUGACCUGAGCAGCUUCAAGCGCAAGCCAACCACCUCCCGGCGACUCAUUCUGACCUUUACUGGACAGGGUGUGCACUGGGCCGGGAUGGGCAAGUCACUGAUCGAAACCAACGAGGUGUUCCGAGACUCCAUCAAGAAGCUGGACGUAUGGCUCCAGUCGCUUCCCGAAGAACACAGGCCAACCUGGUCCUUGGAGAAGGAGCUGUCUAUCGACGAUGACUCUAGCAGGGUUGGCCAGCGGGGAUACUCUCACCCAUGCGCAACAGCUGUUCAGAUCGCGUUGGUCGAUGUUCUCGCUAGCCUUGGCGUUCGUCCUGAUGCUGUUACUGGCCACUCUGGAGGAGAGGCUGCUGCUGCGUACGCUGCCGGUAGUGUCACCGCCGAAGCCGCCAUGGCUGUUGCCUACUUCCGCGGCUGGCUCUUGGUCAACGGCACUGUCCCGCCUGGUACUAUGGCUGCUGUCAGUCUUGGCCCGAAGGAGGUUGAGCCCUUCUUGAUUCCAGGUGUCGUCAUUGGCUGUGAGAACAGUCAUCUCAACUCCACCUUGUCAGGCGAUCCCGUCUGCAUCCAACACUGCAUUGACCAGAUCAUGCGUCGCCAUCCUGAUGUCAAGGCUAAGGUUUUGAACUUGGAGACAUCUUUCCACUCUCCCUGGAUCGAGCCUUUGGGUGGGCCAUACGAGGAGCUCCUGAAGCCAUACCUUGUCAAUGCUAAGGCUCCGACCGUGCCUCACUUCUCGAGCGUCACUGGUCUUGAGAUGACCGAAGCUGACUUUGGAGCCAACUACUGGCGCCGAAACUUCGUCCAGCCUGUGCUAUUCAAUACGGCGAUGAGAGCGAUCUUGAAGAGCAAUAACAACAAUCUCUUCGUGGAGGUCGGCCCCCAUCCGGCUCUCCAACGUCCCAUCAGUGAGAUCCUUCGGAGCGUGCCUGACUCUUCCUGCGAGUACAUCACUACCCUCCGCCGUGCUGAAGAUACCAACCUAUCCAUGCUCCGUCUGGCUGGUGAGCUCUUCGUACAAGGAGCCCCGGCCGACAUGGCCACCAUCAUCCCCAAGGGCAGAGUUUUGACCGAUCUGCCGACCUACCCUUGGCUACACGAUGUAACCUAUAUGGAUGAACCUCGCAAUCCUUCCCGUUACAAGCAAAGAAAGCAUACCAGACAUGUGCUUCUCGGCGCUAGGGUUCUUGAGGGCAAUGAUAUUGAGCCUGCCUGGCGAAACAUGCUUGAUCUCAAGGAAGUUCCUUGGUUGAUGGACCACAUCGUCAACGGUCAGAUCGUAUUCCCUGGAGCCGGCUACAUGGCCAUGGCUGGAGAGGCCAUGCGUCAGGUAGCCAACGGCUCAGAUGCGUACACCAUUAGGGAUAUGUCAAUCAUCACCGGCAUGACAAUCCCCAAGGAGAAGAAGAUGGAACUAUACACGCGCAUGAUUCCGGAAGACAAGCUUAGUGACGAAGGCCAAUGGUACAACUUCAAAAUCAUGUCCUACGAUGGACACGCAUGGGUCACGCACUGCUCUGGUUACAUCCGCUCAGGAGCUGAGGCAGAGAAGACCUCAAUCGCAAGCGCUCAGGCUGAGCAAGAAUUUGCUCGCGAGAUCGACGCUGAAGGCUGGUACAAAGCUGUCAAGGCCGUUGGCAUUGACUGGCAGACCGCUUUCCAAGGCCUUGAGCAGAUCACCGCGAACACAGUCAAGAGGGAGGCCACAGCGACAGUUUAUGACUUUGAAGACACGACGCACUACGCUGCUCAUCCGACACUUUUGGAUCAAAUGCUUCAGAUUAACCUCGUGGCGCAAACACAUGGCCAGAAGCGGCGUCUAGACAGCAUCCUGCUUCCCACCUUCAUCUCGCGACUGGGUGUCCUCGGGAACCAGGACUUAUGUAUGAGAGCUUACGGCAGUAUCCAGGAAGAUGCUAAAGGCAUGACCGCAAACGCUUCCAUCUACACAGAUGAAGGUCGUCCUACGGUGUAUCUGGAAGGUCUCUCUUACUCUGAGCUACCUGUCGCCAAGCGUGAAGAAGUUCUCCUCGGAAGCACCUUUGAAUGGAGAGACGAUAUCACUAUGCUGGACUCCCUUGCCGAAGUCGGGACUGCCAACUCGGAUCUUGUCAAGGACACUACCGAAGUAAUUUCUCUCCUCGGCUUCAAGUCUCCUGACUCGAAAGUAUUGGAGAUUGGAUCAGGAUCAACCGACAUUACUCGACUUGCUCUAGAUGCUCUGCAGCCUACCCAACAUAAGCGCCUUUACUCUGAGUACACCUAUGUAUGCACCUCUGGGGAACAGGUUGACCAAGUCACCGAGGCAGUUGCAAGUCUGGAUCGCGAAAGCGUCUCGGUCGUUGAUCUCGAGCAGCUUUGCAUGUGCAACACGACUGACAUUAUCCUCUUGUCGAUUUCGACCUUGUUGUCGGAUGAUCGCCACCUACUUGAUGAUUUGACGGAAUUGAAGUCACUUCAGACUGCUGGAAGCCGACUGAUCGUUCACGAUGACGGUAUUGCAACCGGUGGUGCUUCUGAUUGUGAAAAGAUUAGCCAGAGACUGAAAUGCCUUGGCUUCGUCUUUCAUUCACAGACACCGACUGGCUUGAUACUCGCUGAGCCAAUGAAGGUUACCGAGAUGGACAAGAGCACAAUUAUCACCAUUCUAGCACACAAUUCGAAGGAAGGACUUGAGCUUGCUAGUGGCGUCAGGUCUCAAUGUGAGUCUAAGGGGUUCACUACACGAGUAUCCCACCAGAACACAGUUCCUUCUGAUGGGUCUGUGGUCAUCUCACUUCUGGACCUUACUGGAAACACAAUCUACGACCUUAGCUCUGAGACUUUCCGGCCGUUCAUCGACAGCCUAUGCAACUUGAGUGAUUCACUCAUUUGGGUCAUCCCCGCCGUUCAUGGCGCUUGCAAGGAUGCCAAGCCAGCCAUGAUUCAGGGUACUGCUAGAACCGUUCGGAUGGAGAACAAGGCAGACAUUACUCUUGUCGAUGUCGAUGACAUCUCAAUAUCUAGCAACGGUAUGUCCAAAGCUCUAUUGAAUAUUGUACAGAGUCUUCCAAACCGUCGCAAAGGCGGAGAGUUGGACGCGGACUUCGAUUACGCCAUCGUGGAUGGCAAGGUUCAAAUACCUCGCAUGUCCUGGUUCGGCUUCUCUGAGCCCGAAGUCAGUCAGGCUAUUCCAUCAACUAAGGAAGCUUCCAUGUUCCGAAACGAUGCCUCAUACCUUCUCAUUGGCGGUUUCGGCGGCCUUGGUCGAUCUGUGGCCACUUGGUUGCUCGAGCAUGGAGCCCGUAACCUUGUGUUCCUGUCGAGAUCCGCUGGAAGUGCCGAUAAUGAGCCUUUCGUGAAGGAGCUCGAAAGCUAUCCUGGAUCCGUCAUCAAGACGAUCUCCGGAGACGUUAGCAAUCCCGGUGACGUACUCAAGGCAAUCAACGAAGCUCCCGAGCCCGUCGCUGGUGUGAUGCAACUGUCCCUCGUGCUCAAGGAUAAUUCUACUGCUGAGAUGACUUGGGAGGAGUGGAGUGGAGUGGUUGAUCCUAGGGUCCGUGGGACUUGGAACGUCCAUCAAGCACUUCUAGACGCGAAUGUUCCGUUGGACUUCUUCGUCAUAUUCGGCUCUGGUGGUGGGCACACAGGUUACUAUGGCCAUGUUGGUAUCCCUAUUAUAGGGUAG
Messenger RNA from Colletotrichum lupini, 5238 nucleotides. RefSeq names its product polyketide synthase. The transcript has 5 exons. Gene Ontology annotation, molecular function: 3-oxoacyl-[acyl-carrier-protein] synthase activity; fatty acid synthase activity. The record is from RefSeq and is a predicted model, not a curated record. The coding region runs from base 1 to 5238 and encodes 1745 amino acids. Lineage: Eukaryota; Fungi; Ascomycota; Sordariomycetes; Glomerellales; Glomerellaceae. Gene Ontology annotation, biological process: fatty acid biosynthetic process; secondary metabolite biosynthetic process.